Molecule: messenger RNA, 732 nt
Organism: Aspergillus wentii DTO 134E9
Lineage: Eukaryota; Fungi; Ascomycota; Eurotiomycetes; Eurotiales; Aspergillaceae
Exons: 1
Coding region: 1-732 (243 amino acids)
Source: RefSeq, a predicted model, not a curated record
AUGCCCCCGCUAUCACAAUAUCACUUCGAAAUACUACCUCAUGACGAGGCGAGUGUACAGCAAUGGGUCCCAAAAUACAUCGAAUAUCGCCUGAACGCACUCAAAACAGCCCCUGACAGCUUCGGGUCCUCCUACGAAAAGGAAGCCGGCAUGUCCGAAGCACAAUGGAUUUCCAUGCUCUGCGAGCCUGCUUUUAGGGUCAUCAUCGCUGUUCCCCGGGCAGAUGAUGGUACCCUGCAAACCCCUGUUUGGGAGAACGAGUGGGCAUUGAUUUCCAGUCUCUACGGACCUCGCUGUCACCACGAACCCUACCACGACAAUGAAAACGACUGUCAUGAAUCGUCCUGGUUCCUCGGAACCUCGUUUGUUUCUCCUCAACACCGGCAACGGGGCAUGAUUCUGGAGGCCUUUGCCACAGCCGAGCGAGCAGCUGUCAGCGAGGACAGCCAGACUUUCCAAAAGCGACAGCAAGCUCAGCUUCAGCGCCGAUCUGGGCAUCGAUCGAAGCCAUUCCGAACACGCAUGUUGGGCUCGAGCACUACUACGCACCCCACCGUCUUGAAUUACUACCGAACAACUGGACUUGAAGUCUCGCAUACGAUCAAAAGGAGAGACGUUCCUCGACUGUGGAGGUGGAACAUCUCGGUCAGCCCUGAUAAGUUGGAUGAGCUGGCCACUAUAUUGGUGAAGAUUAUUCCAUGGGAGGGUGAACCUAAUUUGGCGCGGCUGUAA